UAGCCCGGGCUACCUUGACGCUGGUCCUCUGGUGAAUGAAUGACAUCAUGCGGGCUGCUGUCUGUCUCCAUCUGCGACAUGACGCCUUCAGACAGUAACGGUUAGACGUUUAUUUACAGUCUGCCGUUAAACCACACUCGGUGUCGAGUGAUGCAGCAGAAGUUGUGUUCCAGAGGUUCUGGUUCUUUCCUCUUAGAGAGGAACGGCCAGGCCUGCGGCGCCGUCACCGCCUCCAUCACCUCCUGCGACCUCCCCUUCCGCUGCCCCCGCUGCGGGGAGCAGGAGCGUUUUCGCAGUCUGGCCUCGCUCCGUGCCCACCUGGAGUACCGCCACUCAUACCGCUCGCCGGACGCGGUCACCGGGGGCUUCAGCAUCACCGGCAAACUCCCCGACCCCCUGACAGCGGCGAUGCCCUGGCAAGACAUGAGCCUCCCAACACGCAGGGGGCAGCAAAGCACAAGACGGCCACCCCAUGCACGCUCCCUCAGCGACAGCAGAGACAGCGGAUACCUCCACUCCUACAGCUCUGUGAGGAGGCGCACCCAGAGUGUCGGGGUGGGGACGCAGGCCGAGGAGGAGGAGGAGGAAGAUGAAGAGGAAGAGGAAGGGGGCACAGAAGAUGAAGAUGUAGGAGAAGAGGAUGAGGAGGAAGACAAUGGUGAAGAGAGAGAUGGAGGUAGAAAUGAGGAGGAUAUCAAAAUGUCCACCAAAAAAGCAGACGCAGGCCACCAUCACCUCAACCACUGUCACUUUCCGUUCCCUCGUCUGGCUCCUCUUGGCCCCCCGCCGGACCCGGACCCGGAUCCCGACCCGGACCUGGACCUGGACCUGGACCUGGUCGAGCAGAACUCGUACUCCGGUUUGGAGACGGCGGCGGCCUCGGCCGCAGUGCGCCGGCGACUGGCCAGCAUCCUGCGGGCGGCCGACAGCACCAUGCAGCGCCGGCUGGCCAGGGUGAGCACGGAGCUGGCCCAGACCGACACGGAGCUCCUGUGUGAGCGCGCUCACUCGCAGCACCUGGCCCAGGAGAGGCAGGAGGUCGCCGAGCGGGAGAGGUCGUUGAGCAGGCAGGUGGACGUGGCUGUCAUGGUGAUCGCUGCGCUGAGGGAGCAGCUCAACGCCUCAGAGAAUGAACUGGAACGGCGAGAGAGGGAGGUGAUAACCAUCCAGAAGUUUCUGGAAGCGGCGGCUCGACAGGAGACCUGCGGCAAAGUGCGAAUCCAGCGCUUCAUCGAGAACCUGCUGAGACGCAUCGCUCUGGCCGAGAGACUGGUGGAGUAUUACCAGGUUAACGGCAGCCCGCCACAGUGCAACCACUACAAGCACCAGCAGCCAACUGAUAAUGGACCUCACAGAAUUACUAAAAGCAGGUCAGCGGGAGGUCAGCUCUCCUCGUCCGGUCUCCACGACAGCAGGACCCACUCCUCCUCCCAGUUCGGCAGUCGACCUCCGUUCUCCAAACCAGGCGGGGAACGAGACCGGGAGCGGGAGCACCGGGAGCGGCUGGCCCAGUCUUCCAGGCUGUUCUGUCGACCCGAACACAGGGACGACAUCUGGAACCACCAGCGCCGCCGUUCCACCGGGGCCAAAUGGCGGCGAUCGUUGCCCGUGACCAUCUUGAUGGUUGACGUAGUUCGACGGUCGACCCCUCGUCCGAACAACGUGUCCGAUAUCAGCUUAGCGUCUGGAACCAGGCACAGCAGCUCUGUCAAGAUUUCUCCACGUGUCGAAAGCGGCGUGCACGGAGCUGUAGUAAGAGACGUACUGCCUGAUUUUAGUCUGGAAUUGGUCACAAAUCGUUUUAGAAUUGGGCUGAAAUUCUGCCAGACCAGCUGUGGAUCGGUCGAUGUGCAGUUUGAGGUCCAGACACCCGAUUUAUCACCUGAACAAUUAACGAUCGGGCUCCCGGACGAUCGGUUGGUUUCCUGGCAGGUCGGAAACUUUGGUCGGCUGUGCAGUUUGAGCCGUUCUAUGGUGCGAUUUCACGACUGCUGUCAAAAGAGCCGUUAUGAACUGAAAUGAGCUUGAUUUAAUAUUACUGGAGUAGUGUUUUACAUGUUGUGGAUAAAACUGUAGUCCUGAGACUGCUGUGAUAAUAAACCGGACUUGGCUGCAGAACAGGCAGAUCAUAUCGUCUGCAUCCUCCAUUUUCAUUUUUCUUCUUUUCUUCUUACUCUCCGUUCAUAAUAGAAUCACACAAGGUAGCGCUGCCUUCUUGUCUUUCUGUCAACAUUGUCGACGUUCAGUGUGGGCUCGAAGUGGUGGCCGAUCAGUUGACCUGUACAGUGUCGGCAAAAAAGUUGCAGGGUCUGGUGCUGCGGAAAGGCCAAUUAAAACAAAGACAUGUAGAAUGAGUUAAUAAAAACACACAGUGUCUGCCUGGCUUAAUGUGAGCUGCAAACAUUAGCACCUCUGGCUAAUGAGCUUUCCACCUACAUUAGUUCCCCAGCGUUACUUCCAGGGCCAAGGAGCAUUUCAUACUACAUUAGUUUAUGGGGUUUCUGUAAGCUAAGCAGCCGGACACAGUGUUUUUAAUUAUCCGGCUCAUGGAGCUAACGUUAGCUUAAUUAGCUUGCUAGUUACAGUUGAUCAAAUCUGCCCGCGACAGUUUAACAGGCAAAGUCACCGCUCGCCAGAUAGAAAUUAGGAAUCUGCUUUUGUCUACCUCUGUCUGAAAUCAAGGGCCCAUUGUUUAGAAAAUGAAUAGUCAUUUUUUACGAGUGGUAAAUCUGCCCCCGUACCGUGCAAGAAGAGAAAGCUUGACAGGCAUAGCGCACCAUCAGUAAACUGCACCGGCGGUGUGCCGUUUCCAUCUCGUGAAGCUGAUUCCAACAUCGAAAAACCUGCACCAUCUGCACCUCCCCCGGUAUCGAGACUCCCUCCAGAAUCAAGAGUAGUAACGGUCAAGCUGGGGGGGCCAUAAUGUCGACUAACCACUGGUUCAUCCUCAUCAAUGGGGUCAUUCCCCGCCAGAACGUUCUCUACACUUUACCAGCAACACCUCAUAUGUUUUUUUGAUUGAAAUAAGGUUUGAUUUGGAACAGACAGACCAUCCUGAAGCCGUUAGUCUCUCUUAAGACUCUCCAGUGGCUGAAAUUGAGCAUUUUGGCCCAAAUGUAGCUUAUGUUGAUUCAAAUUUAGCGCGUCCCCCUGUAACGGUGAGGCCGUGGAUGUCUUUCGGCACUUCUGUUCCCGACAGACUCUCAUUAUCCGGCCAGUGAGGCAGUUUAAAAAAAACUCUUAUUGAUUUAGUUUUGAAUGUUUGUCUCUGUCUUUUUCAUAAAAUGUUUCAAAACCAUAAACAAGUCAUAUGAUCACAUGUGCACGACAAAGAUGAACCUAUUCAUCUUUGGAUUUUCAAAACUUGGCCCUAAUUGUUAGCCGUACAGUGCAUUUCAUGGUAAUUAAUAAUCUAAAAUAUAGAGGAACAUUUUUUGUAAUUGAGAUGCCGUACCGCCCUUUCAGCUCUGAUUUGGUUUGUAAAGCACAGACAGGACUUUGAUGACACCGGACCUGGGUCAGAUCAAUUUUGCAUAUAAUUCUUGGCUUUUGUUUGAACAGGCUUUAGUAAAUGCCAGAUGGGUGGGGUUCACCACAUUAGGACCAUUUCAGAGACUGAUUAUUGUACAUAGAGAGAAGUGUUAAAUAUGUUGACCGAUUUAUUGUGACUUUUAAUUUUUUCUGGCAGCCGUGGUCCUACUGAAUGUAGCCCGUCACCCACCAGCCUGCUACCAAAGCAGGAUUAAACCAGAGAUGUCGUGGAAGGUAAAACCCAGAUAAACGCCGUAUUUUUAUCCUUGUCAACAAAUCGGCAUGGGUGACUUGUUCCUUCAUCACCAUGAACACACACGCUGAGGUUUACUUUGACUCAGUCCCACACACACACCGUCCUGCUGCCACAAAUAGUCCUUCAACAAAUGCGCCAUUCCCACCUGUUUGAGUAACAUUUGUUGAAAACUACGUUGAGCACCUUUUAAAAGAAAAAAAAAAAAAAGCCAAGCUUAUUUUGAAACUACAUAUUUGUGAGCUGUUUAUAAGUUUAAACAUCUUCAGUAGGAACCGGUGAGUUGUUGACAAUGGGAAAAAUAUAGAGUAACACCAGACUUAUCCUUUAAUUAAAGCUUCUUAAAGCUUCAGUCAGCCGACCCUGAUGCCAGUCUUUGUGCUUCAUCGUGUUUUUUACCUUCCACUGCACUGCCAGCACAAACAAGCCAUGCGCAUGCAGGGGCAGCUCGGCCCGGCUCUGGAGGACGCCACACACACAUAACGAAUGUACUCUUGAGUUCAUGCGUAGCUCGCUCUGAAGAGAUGCCGUGUUUUAAGACCUGACCCCAGGUCUCGUCGUUCGGGCUUAAACUCGCACUCAUUCGCACAGAAACGGGUGGAGAUUCUCCGACCGCAAACGAAUGACGUCGUAUCAACGCUUUCAUCCAAAGUGACUUACGGUGCCGUGAAUGCAUAAACAGUACAUCUGCAGUAUACUAAAGGACUGACGACGGCUUGUUCAAUAGAAUCGUUCCUCUCUCUGCGUCGUCCCGUACGAUCUGUUUACACGUCAUUUUUGCCGUCAUCCAGUCACAAGAAUGUACGUGUUCGGUGUAAAAUGUCGGUUUAGGUUUUGUUGACAGUGUCAAUAGAUAUUUUGUAUACAAAGCUAUUGUGUGUCGUCAAGUGGAAGUAGUCGUCCUACAGUACUUAAACUUGGCAGAACAUUUAUCUGGGUCACAAAGACGAAUCGUGUCCUUUUUUUUAUUAUUCAACAGGGUGUCUGCAGGUCCUGGAGAGGUCUUAAAUUCCUCAAAUUGUGUGAAGUAAAUUUAAGGCCUCCGAGUAUUUGUCUUGAAUACAGUUAAAUAACAGAAUUCGGUUUUCAAAAUCCUAAACGUACGUGCUGGUGUAUUAUUGCUCUGCUGAGAGGUUACGCAUUGCCGACUCUCUUCGGAUGCUUCGCCGCGAUGUUUUUAUUCUUUUCUAGUUGUUUCAAGUUAGUUGAUCUUAUUUGAAUUUCUAAUUGGCAUUAAUAAGGUCAUAAAAUAUCUUAAAUGCAAGUGAAUACAACUUGCAGGCACCCUUUUUCAAAGGCUGACCAGCAGUGGUGUCAAUCAUGAUUUGUUCCAAAUUUACUGGAAGUUGCUGAUAUUUUUAAGCCAGAUGCUGUGCUGUAUUUUUUUUGUUUUGUUUUGUAUUUUAGCAUUUCAGUAACACCUGAUACUUUGUGUUAAAUAGAAUAUAUAUUGAAUAUAAAGCUCAGAAAAAAAAACAAAGCGUAAGUCGUCAGCUUUAAUGACUGAACCCCUGAAACGCUGGGGGUAAACUUGAAAUUGGUCGGGUUCACCCUCCUCUGCUUCUCACCACGUGAAAACCUGAUCCAGAUAAAUCUGGACAAAUUGCCCACUGAGUAUCCCAGAGAUCUGCCAGUCCUUUAGCACUUUGGGAAUUUAGACACUGAUGAUGAUCUAAGCCCAAGCGUUUGUGCUGCUGUCAAUUAAAAAUCCCGUUUCUCUUUGCUUUUCAGCAACUGAAAGAACCAAGAGGCGAUGUACAGGAAAAAAACAAAAACCGACGUCUCAGCAGCGUGAAAGCAGUUUUGAGUGUUUUCAGUUUGAGCUGCGUGCGUCACAAAGCUUAGUCAACCAGUGGCUUUAUGUUAACCGUCUGUCUGAACUGAACAAAUGCUAAAACGUUCAGCGAUGGAAACUUAUAUCGACUUAUAUAGACUCAUCGAGUGGCUUCGCGUUAGUUUCGGGGUCUUUGACUUUAGAUGGAAGCAAACGUUGCUCUGCUGUUACUCCGCUGUCUGCAGUCUUUUCUCAUGUGCACUUGAAAAAGCCGAUUGUUUAUGGAUUAGAAACCUGGUUACCUGUAUACGCGGCAGAGAAAUCGGCGUUCUCCGGGAGAAAAUCUGCCUGGCGACACCGGGUCUCCCUAAUCCCCUAAUCCGUUAAUUGAAACCAGGUGUCUCAUUUACGUGACGUCCGACUUCGGCCUGGUUACUGAAGCGCGCGUGCUUGCGUGCUCGAAGUGAUCCUGCUAGGUCGCCGGCGCCGGCGCUUCACCUCUCGGAGCAGACCCACUGAUGGCAGCAAAGCCAUUGAAAUGACCCAGGCGCAGUCGGAUGUUUUGGUCACUGAAAAUGGAGUCGUGGGGGUUUUUAUGCAAACAGCAGCAUAACUCUUGAAAGACCGUGUGUGUGUGUGUGUGUGUGUGUGUGUGUGUGUGGAGGAGCGUGUGCAGUGCUUCAGGUUUGUGUCUGGUGAAAUGCUGCCGGUUGUGAGUUUCUGGUGCUGGGUCAUUGGAAGGUGGUAGAAGAUGCAUGAUGCAGCCCUACUACUACUACAUAUGUAGCUAUCGUGUUACUGUGAAAGCAUGUUUCAUAUGUAGCAAAAAAAAAAAAAAAAA
Messenger RNA from Xiphias gladius (swordfish), 6399 nucleotides. It is a transcript of the gene znf365, whose product is annotated as zinc finger protein 365. NCBI's taxonomy places the organism in Eukaryota, Metazoa, Chordata, Actinopteri, Istiophoriformes, Xiphiidae. The transcript has 7 exons. The record is from RefSeq and is a predicted model, not a curated record. Gene Ontology annotation, biological process: regulation of double-strand break repair via homologous recombination; telomere maintenance; regulation of neuron projection development. Gene Ontology annotation, cellular component: centriolar satellite. The coding region runs from base 151 to 2022 and encodes 623 amino acids.